Messenger RNA from Brassica rapa (field mustard), 801 nucleotides. Its product is annotated as probable E3 ubiquitin-protein ligase RHC1A. The record is from RefSeq and is a predicted model, not a curated record. Gene Ontology annotation, cellular component: cytoplasm. NCBI's taxonomy places the organism in Eukaryota, Viridiplantae, Streptophyta, Magnoliopsida, Brassicales, Brassicaceae. Gene Ontology annotation, molecular function: ubiquitin protein ligase activity. Gene Ontology annotation, biological process: protein ubiquitination.
UUUCACUUUUCCUCAGUCAAUAUAUCAUCCCGCGACUAUAUUUUACGUAAAAGACUUUUCUUCUUCUUACAUAACUUUCAUUUCUUCUGUGUUUUAAUCUUCUUUUCCUACUUGGAGAUUCCCGAGCUUAUCAGUUGAUUCAUUAUAUUCGGAUCCAUGACUAGCCGAAAAAACACACAUUGGUGUAGUACAUGCAGACGAGGAAUCCGUCUUCUCCUUGAAGUCUCAAGAGGAGGGGUUUGCAGUUACUGUGGUAACACUUCUCUUGAACGGCUCUAUGAAAAUGUUGAACUUAGCCCUUUUGAUUUUUUCGGAGUAUCCAAUGAACAAAACCGUCCUCGCAACAACAACAACAGGAGAUUGAUUCUUGAAAACCAAUCGAGUUUUCAAGAAUUGUUUAACCGGUUCUCAGCACAAAACCGCCGUGGUCCACCUCCAGCUUCACUAACCGUGAUUAACUCAAUGCCAAAGGUCAAGAUUAGGAAGAAACAUCUCGGUUUGGAUCCGUCUUGUCCGGUUUGCCAAGACCGGUUUGAAGUCGGAUCGGUUGCAAGAAAGUUGCCGUGUAAACAUAUCUACCAUUCGGAAUGUAUAAUUCCCUGGCUAAUACAGCGUAAUACUUGUCCAGUGUGUCGCAAAGAGCUGCCACAAGACCGGAAUAAUGGCGGGAAGAAUCCUUUGUUUUAUCUCUGGCCGUUUAGCUCCUCUGGUUCGGCCUCAAACACCAGCGGAUCACCUUUUCAUUGAGAUGCUUGUAUAGUUAAUUGUGUCUCAGUCCCUAAGGCUCCAAUCCAUGAAAUA